AGUUGAUUCGGCACCUGCCCCUGGGCUUGAGGAACCUUGAACCCCUCCCCACCUUCGCUACCUCACCUUCCUCGUCAAGAGGAAUAGCUCGAACCACGCCUCCCAGGAAAUUGGACCAAUGUUGCAUCUACGCCCGUCGACUUUGACCUGUCGCUCUGUGUGACUGCGUUCAGUUGCUCUCGGCUUCUUGUCAGCUUCGUCUCUCUUCCACCCCUCGUCUUGCUGUUGGAGCUGUUCCCUUUCGCAUCUUUACCCUGAUCUGCUUCUCAUGGGUCUUGAUGGCCCUCGCUGUGUUGUCCAGCCCAUUACAGCGAAAACUACAACACUCCCUUUUUGGAAACACUGCAACAUUAGCAAGCCUCAAAACACCAGCAGGGCUACUCCCCCAUGAGAAAGAAAAGCCAAUGAUACAUAGCUCCCUCUCGACAUAGCAGCCUGGACGAUGACGGGCUUCUGCUGUUGUGGGGUACCUCGCCCUCCCAGAACAGUGACGCCGUCGACACCGAGCCCCAGGAAUUCAACUCCGAAACCCUCGGGUGCACUUCCGCCACUUCCUCCUCCUGCUCGCUUACCUGUUGCAGGACCACUUACAUCCAACCCAGUCAUCGCCAUUCCGCUGGCCGUUGCCGCAUAUCCAGACUCUUCCAGCAAGUCUGGUACAUCGCUACAACUAGCAACAUCUUCAGUUAUCGUUCCGAUUGGGCCAGCCGACUUGAGCGAUCUCGUGGUUGAAGAUUCGGAUGACGACCUACCAGGCAGAUCGGCCGAGCCAAGCAAGAGUACCAGCACUCUCCAGCUCGUCAGAGAGAAUAUCCGUCGCCACUUAUCCCAAGACUCUUUGCCAAAGAAAAAGUCUCGCUCAGCCGUUGGAUGCAGCGAGGAGGAAGUCCAAAGACGGGCUGAGCUCAAGAGACUGAUGCACAAAAGGAUACAAGAGGAACUCCGCAUUGAGCAAUCCCACGAGCGGUCUCGGAGUGAGGUCUCCUCUGUGCUGCCACCGCCCAAAUCUUCUUCGCUUGACUACCUUCCGGGUGGAGGGCCCCGUGAUGCACUAGAAUUCUCGGUAGCCCAAAAAGAGGAGGGAGAGGCACAUUCCGAUACGACCUCCUCAUCCAUUGCAAAGUCCAGUGCCCAUGUCUCUGCAUUAGGAAAGGCGGCUCCCCUUUCAGACAAGGAAAACAGCUGCCCCCGGGCAAACAGUCUCAAAUAUCCAACAAUUGCGGUUAUCCAGAAGCCAAUUCGAGAACGCAGUUCACUCCCAGAAAUGCCAGCCUCUCCGGUCUUGGCUCCGCAGCGCUAUUCCAAUACUAUUGACACUUCCUCCUUGGGCUCUUGGAGGCUUUCUUACAGUGCUACUCAACUCGAAGACUUUCUAGGAUUCAUCGAUCAAGAUGGUUUCUCCCAAGAUGCCGAGUCCUUCCUCAAAGCAGCAGCUUCGAAGGUGGUUACCUCACGUUCAGUACCGUUAUUACGCCGGUCCAAGUCAGAGACUCGUCCACGCUCUUCCUCAACCCGCACCCCUGGGAAUGCAACUCCAUGCGUGUUGGAUCAGUCACCAAUGGGUAUUUGGCUCAAAAGCCAGGGUCUUGGGUCAUGUUCGCCGUCACCUUCCUUGGGUAGGUCUUCGGAUAGAGACGGUGAUCCCGAAAUAAGCGUGGAGCAGGCUAAAGUGGUCAUGCUCAAGAGAUGCAGCUCGAUUCCCAAUCAUCCUGGUGGUGACAUUGGUCUUCAGCGUCCUGAGAUUGUCCAUCUUCAUGACAUGGAUAUCCAUCGGCAGCUUGCUACACAGACUCUGAACACCCCUGAGGAAUCCCCUGCAAAUACCGAGUCGGAACAGAACACAGUCCGUAGGUAUGUUGUGAGACAUGGUAGCUCGGAUCAGACAGCUGCAUACGAAUCCGAGACAUCACACAUACAGCCCAACGGUCAGGCUGGCCUCAUUACCAACCCAUCAUCGGCAUAUCCCUCAGCUGGACAUAGCGCCGAUCCUAGCGCAGGAACUUCUUCAUCGCAUCUACCGUCAGGUGUCAUGGGUCCUCAUAACUUGCUUUCAGCGACACCACUGCGAUGGCUUCUUUCGUCCAAUCCUUUUGGUGAAAGCCAUUCGAACACGGCCACGGGAGGGAGCUCGUUCGAUAGUCCUAUUGAUGGAGGCACCGCCACUCAGACCGAGCUAAUCUCAUCGGGCGUGGCAUCAAAUACCAUCAACAAACGUCAGUCGGUACCUAAGCUGAACAUGCUGGAGAGGGGCUUUGCUCUUUUUCAUCUAGGGCAUGGGGCACCGUCCAAUAUCGCCAAAAGGUUCGACAAACCGACCGAUUCCAAGAAACUACGCGCCGAACCGUCGAAGCGCUCACUGCUGGCGAGAUUACAUUUGAGCCUACCUCGACGAAUCAAACUUCCCCCGGCUUCCUUCGACGGUCAGGUAGACGACGAGCAACAUACUUCAUUGCCCUCUACAUCACGCCCGGUUAAUUCCCAAAGACACAAGAAAUCUGCACUCAGUGAUGUCGGUCCGCAAACGCUCCAUCAAAGCAGCGGGUUUCCAUUCUCCGACUGUGAUGAUAGCACAGUAGAGCUUUGGCAAUCUGCUGUGCGAGAGGAGAUCUGGAGACGCCAUACAGGUAUCAAAAAGAAAUGCAGCAACGGCCGUUUCUCUUCCUUGACAUAUGACGUCCCACCCAAAACUUAUUACCCCUAUCCGUACCCAGGAGCGCGCCCUGGUGGCCAAGAUCAACGCAGUAGUCCCGUGUCCAUUUCCACUGAACUCCCUGCCAAGACACUUGAUAGCGAUCCAGGGCCGAGAGAUAAUGUUUCGAACGUCGCAGGUGUGCGCAGAUCGUCACUCGAGAGCCCAGGACCCGAGGUACAGAGGCCUCGAAAGUUUCCAGAGGCAUGGGCGAGGUUUCCUUCGUACAAUCGUGCAGAACGAAAUGAGGACCACGAGAAUACGGACCAAGCUCGGCCCGAGCAAACAGCUUCCCAUAGAUCGCCAAACCAAGAGAUUACACAGACCGCGAUCUCUGGGGAUAAUUCCAACCGCCGCCGUAACGGGGUCAUGGGUCACAGACAGAAGAACUCAAUGUCAAGCAAAUUCGGAAAGGCUCUUAAAUCCGGCCUCAACAAGCUUGUUCAUUCCCGUAGAUCAUCAGACGUUUCGUGCGGAGAAUCGCAUCUUGACCAGGCAAGAGCCACACUGGAAUACCCAGAGCUUGCACUCCAUCCCACCGAGGCUGGUUAUCGAGAACUCGAAGCAUUGGGCCGAGAAAUCAGGCGCCUGAAGCGGUUGGCGUCGAACGAGGUGGAAGACGGACCCAGACCUUGGGUGGUUAACCCUGUUGGUUCAGAUGAUGAACUAAAUGAGUCCAAUGCCGGCAGUAAUCGGAAUUUGACUAUGCCAGGGACUUUCCCCAGAAGUCGUGGAGGGGAUUCAUCAGCUACCACUGACAAGUUUGCGACGCCACUCAGCUCUCCCUCUCUCAACGAUGCUUCUUUUCACUCCUUUCCGCGGUCGUACUCGCCAGAGUCCAGUCGUCAGUCGUCUAUCCCCAUUUUGAACAAAGCGGUUGUGCCAGAAAUCAAAAUUACCGACCUGAGUUCGGUCAAGAGUGAUACAACAUUGGUGCUGAGAACGCAUCAGGUCAGAUUUUCGGAUGAAAAUGGCCAGUGUCAGAGUGAUUCGGCCACUUCUGGCUCCUCAAAGUACAAUACCUGGAGUGGUCCGAAUGAUUCGCAGACUAUUGAUGAUGCAAACGAGUCAGACGAUAGUGAUCAAGUGUUUCCCAAACACAUCAAGCGCAGAUCUCAUCUGGAGAACUCGCUUUCAAUCCAGGAGAUAGCCACCGGCAAUGUGUAGGGAAAAGGGGAAGAAGUGAACCAUCACUGGUUUUCAAAGAGCAAGCAUAUCUAUAUUUUUGUUGUUUCGUGCCUUCUUAGCUUCAUCUCAUGAUGGAUUCUCAAGUGUUAAGUAUUGUGCGGAGCAGAGAAUCAACGUGCAUUUCUAGUGUUUGGUGGUUCUGCAAAGGUUGAAAGGCCUGAUGACCACGCCAAAAGAGUGUGAUUAUAACCAGGCGGAACUGGGCCUCAUUGUCUUUGCGUUACUGGUCAUUACUUGUGGUAUGGGAAACAAGUAAUGACAAGUUUUCUCGGAUGUAACGACUUACAGCAGCUGUGUUAGUAAAACAAGAGGUAUAGUAUUUGAGCGAUUAUCAGCCGAAAGGUC
Neurospora hispaniola is the source of this 4222-nucleotide messenger RNA. RefSeq lists its product as uncharacterized. Lineage: Eukaryota; Fungi; Ascomycota; Sordariomycetes; Sordariales; Sordariaceae. The transcript has 2 exons. The record is from RefSeq and is a predicted model, not a curated record. Bases 443 to 3856 code for a protein of 1137 amino acids.